CGGUUGCCCAGGGGAGCAGCAGCAGGAGCAGGGAGUGAGGGAGAGGGGGAAGGAGAAAAGGAAGAGGGGGAGAGGGACGGAGAGAAGGAGGGAGAGGGAGACGAAGAGAGUGAGUGAGGGGAGGAGAGCAAGAGGGAGAGAGGGUGAAGGGAGGGAGAGGGAGAGAUGAUUGAGGGCUGGAGCCCCGUCUGGCAGACCUUGCUCGGCACCUUCUUCACCUGGGGCCUCACCGCUGCUGGAGCUGCUCUGGUCUUCAUUUUCUCACAGGGGCAGAAACAAAUUCUGGAUGGAAGUCUUGGUUUUGCUGCCGGGGUGAUGCUGGCUGCCUCUUACUGGUCACUGCUCGCUCCAGCCAUCGAGAUGGCAGAAUCUUCAGGGAGCUACGGAGCGUUUGCCUUCUUUCCCGUGGGAGUGGGCUUCACGCUUGGAGCAGCCUUUGUUUAUUUGGCUGAUGCUCUGCUGCCCUCACUGGGUAUUGUCGAUUCUCCUCAAAUGGCAUUUGCACUCAAUCAGGAGUCGAAGCCAAUGAAAGAAAAGAAGGAAGAUGACGCUGGAGAUUCCCGGUUGCAGGACGAGGAAUUUGCCAUACGGAUAGGUAGAGGUGCAUUAUCAGCAGACAAAGUAGACAAUGGAGAAGUCCAUCAGAGAAAGAGAGCGCCGCAGUCUGACAACUCCGAGAGUCUGAUGGCAUUCAGUCAAUCGAGGUCUGAGCAACAACAAAGCAGUUGGAAGCGCAUUAUAUUACUCAUCCUUGCCAUCACCAUACACAAUAUCCCAGAGGGUCUGGCCGUGGGAGUUGGAUUUGGUGCUGUCGGCAUGUCUGCAUCAGCGACCUUUGAAAAUGCACGGAACUUAGCGGUUGGGAUUGGACUGCAGAAUUUCCCCGAAGGCCUUGCCGUUAGCCUGCCUUUGCACGGCGCAGGUGUGUCCAAAUGGAAGGCUUUCUGGUACGGCCAGUUAAGUGGCAUGGUUGAGCCAGUGGCGGGAAUAUUUGGUGCGUUUGCCGUAGUCCUGGCCAAGCCCCUGCUGCCCUACGCCUUGGCUUUUGCAGCCGGUGCCAUGGUAUACGUUGUAGUUGACGACAUCAUUCCUGAAGCACAACUCAGUGGAAACGGCAAGCUCGCUUCCUGGACCUCCAUCGUAGGCUUUGUCUUGAUGAUGUCGCUCGACGUAGGCCUUGGAUAAUCUGAAGAUGUGCGGUUUUCUGAAGAAAUUACUUUUUGGAACAUUAUUGUCAUCUCUACUAAUAUAUUUUCUCUCUCUCUGUCUCUCUCUCUCUGCGAAAGAUGGUGAUGUCAUCACAAAUCUUGAUGACAUCAUCAAACUGAGUGCACAUUUCUACAUUGAUCUCACUGGAGCACAAUAAUGACAGCUUCUGGUCUGGAGGGGGGGGGUUACCUAUAUAACUUGACCCCUUUCAAUGGUCUGGGCCAUGGAUCAUUCUGCAUAUGUUUCUUCUGUUGUGGGUGUCCUUAAUGCUUGAAUCUUUGUGGCGUGUUUAUAAUGAGGUUCCCAGUCCACAUCCCUUCCCACUUCAGUGAUGGAGUCCAAAAUACAAAUCCCACCAUUAACUCAGGUUAGGAAUAGAUUUAGAAUUUGGUGUUGACAAUUUUGUAAUAUAUUAAUACUGCGAUUAACUAUGUAGUUAUUUUAAUUAUGAUAACCUAUUGAAUGUUGAAUUCUGGUGCAUCGCAAAGUGAGCAGAGACCUUGAAGGAUCAUUAUUUUACACUGUAAAAUUAUAGAACAUAUGAUCUUUAAUGUAUACAUUCGAGAAGACCUGUCACGGAAAACCUUUGAAACCUUCAUUCUGAUGUGAAGUUCAAGUCUCAAUUUGCAGCAUCCUUGAAAUCAUCUAUUUCUGCAUUAUUAUUAUUCGAUCGGUGAUUUCUGAAAUAGUUUGAGAUGUGCAGGGAUGUUUACAGUGACAUUGUCUGUAUUUUUUCACCAACAAGUGUGUCGUUGUACACGAAAAGGGGGUCUGGUUAAAUGUGCCUUUGUUGAUUCCGAGCCAUUUAUUUUGUUAACACAAAAAGAGCACAUUUAUUUGGGCCAUUAUUAUGUUUUUAUAACCCGCUGGCACAAAGGUUGGUAUUGUUCCCUUAAAGUGACCUGCUGGCAUUUCCAGCAGACUUUACCUGCACUUAUAGAAUAUUAAAGGGGAACAAGCACAGAUUUCUUGGUACAAAAUCAAGGAUGGUUUAGUAGAUUUCCUUUACACAAGAGACAUUGACUAGAUCCAAAGGGGUUUGAAGAAGGGUCCCGACUUGAAACGUCACCUAUCCAUGUAAUAUCCAGGGAUGCUGCCUCACAAGGAGUUCUGAUACAACGCAGAGCUUUGCCAGUGUGGAGGCUGCAUCAUGGAGAAGAUGCAGACUUGCAACCGCUGUCUUUGAUGGUUAUGGGAUGGCUGCAUUGGUGCUGCAUUGACCAUUUAGCUCGCAAACACUGCACAAACAACUGAUGGACUGAUACCGGGUAUGUUGCUGCAUGGACUCCUCCAGAUUUUAUCCUUCUUAAUAAGUCAGGUAGCAAACAAUCGGAGGGAGGCAGAGAAUAUCUCAGGAGCAACGAAUAAAACAUAUUCGAGUAUUGCGUCUGAUGUCCAGGAAUUUAAAAAGGACACAUUAAACUCUGGUGCAGUCAUUCCCAUGCUCCACACAAAAGAAAGUAAACUACAAAUACGACUCAUGUCAGGCAGAACCCAGUGUUGCACCGUGCCUUUCCCACUGAAUACAAUGGGCCAGUGUGUUCAGAGGUUAAAAGUGUUUGCGCCACACUCACACACCCAUUCGCAGAACUUGACAUCGGUGUCCUUUUGGCCAGCUGCUCACUUUAAACAGAACGUAAGCAUACAAUGUCAUGUUUGUUUUGAAGUAAAUAUAUAACUACAGUAAUGAGGUGAAUUAUAAAAAGGUUAUUGAAAGAUAUUGUUCCGGCACAAAAUAGUUGGCAUUGUAACAUAAAAAAAGGGGGGGGGGGGGAACUUGUGGGUGACUUGGAAUAAAUUAUAAUACUUGAACUCUGUAAACCCUAACACGAGUACCAGGGGUUUAAGGUUAGAAAGCAUUUAGACAAUAGACAAUGGGUGCAGGAGUAGGCCAUUCGGCCCUUUGAGCCAGCACCACCAUUCAAUGUGAUCAUCCCCAAUCAGUACCCCGUUCCUGCCUUCUCCCCAUAUCCCCUGACUUUGCUAUCCUUAAGAGCCCUAUCUAGCUCUCUCUUGAAAGUAUCCAGAGAACCAGCCUCCACCGCCCUCUGAGGCAGAGAAUUCCACAGACUCACAACUCUCUGUGUGAAAAAGAGCUGAAUCAGCUCUCUCCCAAAGUUUUUUUCCGAUCAUAUUGUUCUUGGGGUAUUGCUAUCUGAUAAUGUCAUAUUGCGAAUGAGUUUCUUUAUAAUUGGUGGGUCUGGUAUUACUUUUCCAAAGAAAGGUAAUAGUUCAUAAGUUAUAGGAGCAGAAUUAGGCCAUUCGGUCCAUCGUCCGCCAUUCAAUGAUGGUUGAUCUAUCUUUCCCUCUCAACCCCAUUCUCCUGCCUUCUCCCCAUAACCCCCGACACCCAUACUAAUCAAGAAUCUGUCAAUCUCCGCCUAAAAAAUAUCCAUUCACUUGGCAUCCACAGCUUUCCGUGGCAAGGAAUUCCACAGAUUCACCACCCUCUGGUGAAAGAAAUUCCUCCUCAUCUCCUUUCUGGAGGUUCGUCCUUUUAUUCUGAGGCUUUGGUCUCUGGUCCUAAACUCUCCCACUAGUGGAAACACCCUCUCCACAUCCACUCCAUCCAGGUCUUUCACUAUUCGAUAACUUUCAAUGAGGUGCCCCCUCAUUUCUUCUAACUAGCUUUGACACUCAGUUAUGAAUGACUCAGAUACUCAAUUAAAGGAGGAUAAAUUCUCAUGUUUACAACUAUAUUGAAAACUACAAUAUGUUUGGGAAGCUGCCUUCAAAACCAUGGUUGAAGAUUGCUGUCGGUGUAAAUGGUUAUCUGUGUGAGCGGAGGGGUGGCUCGGUGAGUACAUGGAGAGGGGUACAGUUCUUUGUCAGUAAGACUACUAUGAACGUUAGCCAUCAAAACUUGCCAGAGAUAAUGAAUUAAUGUUAAUAUCAUUGCUGUUGGGAGCCCAGAAAUGUGUAUCGCGAAGCUAGAUGGAGUAAAGAAAAGUUAUUAGUUUCACGUCUCCUCAAAAGGCUCAGAUUUGGGAAUAAUUGCUCCUAUGGGCUUCUAAUGAAGUUUUUCAAUACAACCUUUUAACCUGAAGGAUUUUUGUACUUUUAUCUUGAAUUAUUUAAAAACCAGUCAGCAAAUCUUGUUUUGGUGACUGGUUUUGUAAUGACGAUGUAUCAUCAUUUUGUUGUGUGAAGACAAAUUAUCGGGAUAAUUUGCUUUCAUGUCAUGUUUUCUUCCAAACUCUGAACUUCAUGCACUGAAUCAUUAUGAAAAUGCCAGAUGACCAGGGUCUUUGAUACCAGCUACGUCCCAGGAGAAGAUGUAUUCCAAUUCCAUAUGAUGAAACCUCAAUAAGGGCGCCUCACAGCGCCAGGGACCCUGGUUCGAUCCUGGCCAUGGGUGCUGUCUGCAUGGAGUUUGCACGUUCUCCCCAGUGACCGUGUGAGUUUUCUCUGGGUGCUCCGGUUUCCUCCCACAUCCCAAAGACGUGCAGGUUUGCAGGUCAAUUGGCUUCUGUAAAAUUGCCCCUGGUGGGUUAGAUGUUAAAGUGGGAUAACACGGAUGUGUGGGUGAUCAAUGGCCGGCAUGGGCUCGGUGGGCCGAAGGGCCUGUUUCCACGCUGUAUCUCUAAACUCUAAUCUUUGUCCCCUUUUGGACUCUCGUCGCUUUUAAUUUGAUUUGCCUUUAUUUCUAUUGCUGUUAUAAAUUCUUCUUUAAUCAAUAACUCCCUGGCAUAAACCCUUUCAGGACAGUGACACUGAUUGUCAGAACUAAUGUAAAGAUGAGUUUCAAUGUUAUGAUUAGAAUCACAGGAUUCAGGGCUUGAUCGGGGGGGUGGGGGGGAGCUCAUUGCUUUCCAAUGAUUUCUGAAACGCGAGUGAUGUAGCAAAAUUGAAGCAAAUUAAACCAUGUUGAAUCACACAAAC
This is a messenger RNA of Amblyraja radiata (thorny skate), 5091 nucleotides long. RefSeq names its product solute carrier family 39, member 11 (gene slc39a11). The record is from RefSeq and is a predicted model, not a curated record. Gene Ontology annotation, biological process: zinc ion transmembrane transport. The coding region runs from base 166 to 1185 and encodes 339 amino acids. Gene Ontology annotation, cellular component: membrane. NCBI's taxonomy places the organism in Eukaryota, Metazoa, Chordata, Chondrichthyes, Rajiformes, Rajidae. Gene Ontology annotation, molecular function: zinc ion transmembrane transporter activity. The transcript has 9 exons.